CACAGCAAGUCAGCAACAAUGAAGUUAUGGAAAUGGUCGGCAGCAACAAUGGAAAUGGUCGGUGUUGCCGUGUGAUUUUGAAGUUUUGAUGAACAAUUUGACCGCCCGAUCCUAUAUAUAUACCCAUCGGCUUGCAGAUCAUCCAAUCCACAGGAACAGAAACAAGCAGCCAAGCAAUCCCCAAUUCCCAUCAGCUCAGCUUCAGAAGCUCAGAUCAUCCAAUCCACAGAAGAACAGAAGCAAGCAGCUAACCAAUCCCCAAUUCCCCAUCCAUCAGAUCAUCUUCAGAAGCUCCAAUGGCGACUGUUCCCGUCGACGUGGUGGUGGCCGCGGAUGGCAGCGGCGACUACUCGUCCGUGAGCGCUGCCAUCGCUGCCGCGCCACUCAAGAGCAACAAGAGGCACGUCAUUCACAUCAAGAAAGGUUUGUACAAGGAGUUCGUCAUCCUGGGAGAGGACGCGUGGAACGUGACGUUGAUCGGCGACGGCAUGGACGCCACCGUGAUCUCCGGCAGCCGAUGCUGCGCGGAUGGCUUCCACACGCCGCAGACGGCAGUUCUGACUGUUCUCGGCAGGGGCUUCAUAGCCCGUGAUCUCCGCGUCGAGAACACGGCCGGCCCGAGGAAGGAGCUGGGGCAAGCGGUGGCGCUCUUGUCCAAUUCGGAUCAGUCCGUGGUGUUCCGCUGCGCCCUCCGCGGCUACCAGGACACGCUCUACGCCGAGCUCGGGAGGCAGUUCUACCGCGAGUGCAAAAUCUCUGGCACGGUGGACUUCAUUUUCGGCGACGCGGCGGCCGUGUUUCAGAACUGCGACAUCCUCGCGCGCCUGCCGAUUCAGGGACAGCAGAACACCCUCACUGCGGAGGGGCGAGACAAGCCCGACAGCAAUGGGGGCUUCUGCUUCCAGUCGUGCACGGUGGCGGCCGACGACGAUCUCGCCAAGGCAAGCGGCGUGGAAACGUACCUGGGCCGUCCGUGGAAGGCGUACUCCCGCGUCAUCUUCAUGAAGUCGACGAUUUCCAACGUGCGGCACGCCAAGGGGUGGCUGCCAUGGGAGCACGCCGCCCCUCCUGACACGAUCUACUACGCCGAGUACGACAACGACGGGCCAGGUGCCGCGGUGGGUGGCCGGGUCAAGUGGUCCGGUUUCCACACGAUUCAGGACGCCGCCGAGGCCAUCAACUUCACCGUCGAGAAGUUCAUCAACGGCAAUGACUGGCUUCCGGGCACGGGCGUAGACUACAAGCCCGGCCUUUGACUGCCGGUAGGAAGCUGAUGAUAUGUUUGAAUGACUGGUUUGGAAAUUUGUGUAGCAACUGCUCUCAAACCCUUAAUAAAAGUUGUAGUACUCUGAAAGUUGUUAACAUGGAAAUAAACCCCAACUUUGAUUGAAUGCUGUUUGAGUUUCAAAUUCACAAUCCAAAACAACAAGUUCACUGUUUUCACUGAACCUUACUGUUGUAACUGAAACUCUGUCUCAGUUUCGUGUAUCAGAAUUUGGAGUUUGUACCUUGCAAUCCAGUUCGUUUUUUACAAAACUUGUUUAAGAAAACUUGGAGAUCUCGUGUAGCUAUACGAUGUUUAGUAAGAAAUCUUGGUCUGUUGCAGCACGUUUUCACGAGUUUUUGGGCGC
Sorghum bicolor (sorghum) is the source of this 1631-nucleotide messenger RNA. Its product is annotated as pectinesterase/pectinesterase inhibitor PPE8B. Gene Ontology annotation, biological process: cell wall modification. NCBI's taxonomy places the organism in Eukaryota, Viridiplantae, Streptophyta, Magnoliopsida, Poales, Poaceae. The record is from RefSeq and is a predicted model, not a curated record. The transcript has 2 exons. Gene Ontology annotation, molecular function: pectinesterase activity; pectinesterase inhibitor activity. The coding region runs from base 297 to 1256 and encodes 319 amino acids.